Molecule: messenger RNA, 186 nt
Organism: Schistosoma rodhaini
Lineage: Eukaryota; Metazoa; Platyhelminthes; Trematoda; Strigeidida; Schistosomatidae
Source: the annotation of a GenBank genome assembly
AUGCAAACAGCUAAUAAAAUUAAUGGAGAACCAAUGCGUCGAUGGUAUCCUUUAGGAGUUGAAGCCCCUAGAAAAGCUUCAUUUAGUCAAGGUGAUAAUGUUGCUGAACUAGAAUUUCCUUAUAAUGGUGAUCAAUAUGAUUCAGAGCUUAUGAAACGAGCUGUUCGAUUAAUGAGACUUGGUUAA